Molecule: messenger RNA, 755 nt
Organism: Silurus meridionalis
Lineage: Eukaryota; Metazoa; Chordata; Actinopteri; Siluriformes; Siluridae
Gene: lyrm5a
Product: LYR motif containing 5a
Exons: 3
Coding region: 108-365 (85 amino acids)
Biological process (GO): respiratory electron transport chain
Cellular component (GO): mitochondrion
Source: RefSeq, a predicted model, not a curated record
CUCUCUUACUGGAAAUCUCCUGUAGUUUAUAUCAGAAGACCAGACACAUUUUCUGUACCACAGACCAUCAACAAAAGUCAAUUAGUGUCUUGAAUAAGGAGGAGAAGAUGAGCAAUCCACUUAGGGGAGAAGUUAUCAGAUUAUACAAGAAUCUUCUCUUUAUUGGAAGGGACUAUCCAAAAGGUGCGGUUUACUUCAGGGAGCGCCUGAAAUCAGCUUUUAUGAAGAACAAAGAUGUCACAGAUCCUGAGAAGAUCCGAAAGCUUAUUGAUCGAGGGGAAUUUGUGAUCAAGGAACUCGAGGCCCUUUAUUUCCUCAGAAAAUACAGAGCCAUGAAGAAACGCUAUUACGAACCAGAACACUGAUGACAUCAUGUCUGUCUACUGUUGGCCAAAUGCUAUAUAUACUGAUAUAUGAAGCAUUUAUUAAUAUUAUUAUGAUGUUUCAUUGUGCUGGCAAGAGCAUUUGAAGAUGAUAAAGAUAUAACAGGUUGAUCCUUUCUUAUUUUACUGUUUGUUGUUCCAGCAUGUGUCUCUGUUGUACAGUUCAGAAUGCCGCACCUGCCACAUGUUUUGAAUUGAGCAGUGACUCUAAUAAUUAUAAUUAUUUUUCAUUCCAAAACAAAACCAAACCAGAACUAUAUCAGAACAGAGAGAGACUUAAGUUAACACUAUUCUUAAUUGCCAGUUUUUUUUUAAUUAAUUCUUUAUAUGUGAUGGUGUAUAAGAGACAAAAUUAAAUCAUUGAAUAGAUUA